Messenger RNA from Pseudovirgaria hyperparasitica, 2444 nucleotides. RefSeq lists its product as uncharacterized. Lineage: Eukaryota; Fungi; Ascomycota; Dothideomycetes; Acrospermales; Acrospermaceae. The transcript has 4 exons. Gene Ontology annotation, molecular function: sucrose:proton symporter activity. The record is from RefSeq and is a predicted model, not a curated record. Bases 381 to 2312 code for a protein of 643 amino acids. Gene Ontology annotation, cellular component: membrane.
CUAACAGCUAUCCAUAAAUACAGGUCUGGCUACGCUUGUGCUGUUUUAUGUGUCAUUACCAUCAACAUAUCUACUUGCCCAUGUUAUAACUCCUAUUACCUUGGUAUCCUGACUUGUCAGCAAUGAAACCUUCCUGACUCGUUUCUGCACCUCGUGCUGUUGUCCUCCGGUUGUCUCACCCUAACCUCCGCUCAUCUGGUCGUCCACGACAUGGCAGCUGUGCGGCCUAUAGAUUCGGUCUCAUUUGAAUACAGCUCUACAACGCCUAUAAUCCAUAUCGUCUUCUUCAUAAACAUCACUAGAUCGUCAAGACUUGGAGUGUGAACAGCACUCUCCUUGCUCAACCCUUCGACCUUGACUCAGCUCUGAGCUACCUCGUCAUGACGCCUCCAAAGACUGAUCGGUUACAUCAACCCCAUCCUGUAGACAGCCCUUCGUCAUCAACUACGAACCCUUCGUCUUCCGACAGAGCACAACCCCCGAUCAAGACGGUCGCCUUUCGACGCGACUCACACAGUACUGUACGGACCAGUACUGAGGUCACAAAUGAGCAAUCUCCGCUGCUAGUAGCAAGAUCAUCGGAGGAUGGGUCAAGUCUAAAAGUUGUCUCGCCGCUGAGAGACGACGACUGGCAGACAGGGCAGUAUGAACAAAGUAAAAGCAGCUGGUACUUGCUUCUGUUGACUCUGACGGGUGUUGGUCUUCAAAUGUCCUGGUCAGUCGAGAUGGCUUACGGUUCACCCUAUUUAUUGUCUCUUGGUGUAAGCAAGUCAUUCUUAGCACUCGUCUGGAUAGCUGCACCUCUUUCUGGCGUCAUAGUACAACCAUACGUUGGCAUGGUCAGUGAUCGAAGCCGCAGCCGCUUCGGUAAACGCAGACCUUUCAUUGUUGGGGGCGCCUUCGCGACCUUAGUGUCACUCUUACUAUUGUCGUGGGCAAGAGAGCUUGUGGGUGGCUUCUUGGCCAUCUUUGGUGCGAAGCCUGAAUCUGGAGGUGUCAAGAACUCUAUCAUCAUGUUUGCCGUUGUCAUGAUAUACGUGCUUGACUUUGCCAUUAAUACCAUGCAAGCAGGUAUACGUGCUUUUGUCGCGGACUGCGCUCCUACCCAUCAGCAAGAAGAAGCCAACGCAUGGAUCGCGAGAAGUAGCGGCAUGGGAAACAUCAUUGGCUAUCUCGCAGGCUUCGUGAACCUUCCCAAAUAUUUACCAUGGCUUGGCUACAGCCAAUUCAAGGUCCUUAGCGCGAUCACUUGCUUCGCACUUGCACUUAGUGUAACGAUUAGCUGUGCAUCCGUACAUGAGCGAGAUGCUCGUGCCGAAGGCUCAUCGAACGCAGAUGAGAGCGUCGCAGCCUUCUUUAGGUCGCUGAUCAAAUCCUUUGGUCGCCUUCCGAAACAGGUUGUACGCGUUUGUCAAGUACAAUGCGCUGCCUGGAUUGGUUGGUUCCCUUUUCUUUUUUACACAACGACAUAUCUCGGCGAGGUCUAUGCGGACCCCUUCUUUAAAGAAAAUCCCAAUAUGACUGAGGAAGAAAUCGAUCGACUGAUGGAGAAAGCCACUCGUGUUGCCACACUCGCGCUGUUCAUCUUUGCGUUGACAACGUUCGCUGCGUCGGUCUUCUUACCGUUCAUUAUCACCCCGACCUUUCAGCCACCUGAGCGAACAGUCCCAACACCAUUGACGCCUAAUACGCCGAACAGUCUUUCAAACUCGCAGAACAGCAGCUAUUUUGCUGCUACUGAACGAAAGUCCAAAAUAAAGUCCAUGGCCCAACGUGUACAUGACUUGCUUAGCCAUUUGCGGAUCAGAUCUCUGACAAUCCGACGAGCAUGGAUGUUCUCGCAUGUCCUAUUUGCAAUAGCAAUGUGGCUUACUAUAUUCGUUCGGACAGUCACGGCGGCGACGGUUCUGAUUGCGUUGAUCGGAAUCCCAUGGGCUCUUACACAAUGGGCUCCUUUUGCACUGAUCAGCGCAGAGGUCUCAAAACGUGAUGCAAUACGCCGCGGCCUUAUUCGUGCACCACCCACGCGAGAUGGACAAUUACUGGCGCAUGGCGAGGACGACACCGCAGACCAGGCCGGUGUGGUACUGGGUAUUCAUAACGUCGCUAUCUCAGCACCGCAGGUACUUGCAACUUUGAUCAGUAGUGGUAUCUUCAAAGCGCUACAGAAACCCAGAGGUUCUCCGGAUGAUCACAGCGUAGAAUGGGUUCUGAGAUUCGGUGGCACAUGUGCCCUCCUUGCUGCCUAUCUUACCACCAGAGUGUUCGAUGGCGACGAGGACCUUAAGGUAGACAGCGAACGCGUAGAUUGAAAGGACUGUUUUAUACUUGUGAGUUUCAUACAACGGGAAGCAAGGGGCUGUGAUCCUAUGCCUCUCAUCAUUGGAUGGCAUUGAUUUGCUAGAUAAAUUUGAUGUACAGCCAAUUUCGAGCAUGUUUUGCUU